Molecule: messenger RNA, 612 nt
Organism: Didymosphaeria variabile
Lineage: Eukaryota; Fungi; Ascomycota; Dothideomycetes; Pleosporales; Didymosphaeriaceae
Exons: 1
Coding region: 1-612 (203 amino acids)
Source: RefSeq, a predicted model, not a curated record
AUGUGCUCCCGCGAAAGCAAAUACCAAGGCUCCAUUUUCGACCCCACCAUCUCCGUCCUCACUACCCUCAUUACCGCAAAUCGGACACUCAGCUCUAGCGUUGAAUCCAGUAUUACCCGCUUGCGUAGUCUCAUCCCCGUACUACACACUACCCCACGCUACUCCACCAUCGGAGAAGCUACUUGUAUUGAGGCCAUCGCCAUCACCGAAGCCGCUCUCGCGAGUCUAACCCAAUACACCACAUUCUACGCCCCGCUCUUCGAUGCCUCUGACCCCAUCACUAUCAUUCGGCAGACAGGCGUUGUGUUUGCAGGAGAUGCAAGUAAUGGUGGCGGAGUCACGGCAGCAGAUGAGGCGAACAUAAGGAAGGUCAUCUCGACGAUGAAGGUGGUAGUGGAAUACCAUGGGGACCAGAUCAGGGGAUUAGAAAGUUUGUUUCGGGAUAGGUUGGACUGGAUACAGCUGCAGAGGCGUUUGGAGGGAGAGAAGGAUGAGAUUUUAUUGGCUAGAAGGGGGCAAAAGAGGACAUUAGGGUGGGAGGAAGUUGAGGAGAUGUUGGACGGGGAUGCGCUAGUGAGAAGGCAUGAUGAGGCGGACGAGGAGGUCGAUUAG